This is a messenger RNA of Rhizopus microsporus ATCC 52813, 501 nucleotides long. RefSeq lists its product as uncharacterized. The record is from RefSeq and is a predicted model, not a curated record. Lineage: Eukaryota; Fungi; Mucoromycota; Mucoromycetes; Mucorales; Rhizopodaceae. Gene Ontology annotation, cellular component: membrane. The transcript is spliced from 2 exons. The coding region runs from base 1 to 501 and encodes 166 amino acids.
AUGGUGUGUUUCUUUAUAUCCUAUCUUGUGCUAGAUCUAUCACUGGGUUCUAUCUAUUAUCGUCACCGCAUUACAGUAUUAACAGGCUGGAUCCACCAUCCUUUAUACACUGGUAUCCUUCUUUGGUUACUCAAAUCACGAUCUUCUUCAUUCUUUAGUGCUAGCUGUCUGUUGGAACUUCCUACGCUCCUGCUUGCUAUUGGAUCCAUAAGAGAUCAAUGGAGAUGUGAUUUCUUGUUUGCCUCUACUUUCUUUGUGCUUCGUCUCGUAUUUCACUCAUACAUGAUCAUUGCCCUUAAGCAAUACCAUCGUUUAGAAUUCCUUUGGAUGGUUGCAAUGUCUGUAUUCCCUCUUCACCUCUAUUGGUUUUAUGGCAUCAUCGGUCAAUUAAUAAAGAGAUAUCCUGUCGUCUACAAGCCAAAAACAGAUGGUGUCUCAAGUGCCGUCGUUCAAGCCAAAAGAUCUAAACAUAGCUUUUUGGAAAGAAUUUAUACUAUAUAA